Molecule: messenger RNA, 5372 nt
Organism: Xiphophorus maculatus (southern platyfish)
Lineage: Eukaryota; Metazoa; Chordata; Actinopteri; Cyprinodontiformes; Poeciliidae
Gene: nck1b
Product: NCK adaptor protein 1
Exons: 5
Coding region: 318-1502 (394 amino acids)
Biological process (GO): negative regulation of endoplasmic reticulum stress-induced eIF2 alpha phosphorylation; positive regulation of endoplasmic reticulum stress-induced intrinsic apoptotic signaling pathway; positive regulation of translation in response to endoplasmic reticulum stress
Molecular function (GO): ephrin receptor binding
Source: RefSeq, a predicted model, not a curated record
UCAGCUAGUUAGCUACCCUAGCUGCUGCUGAGCUCUGACACGGUCUGAUGCAGAAAUGCUUUUCCAACGGGGCGCUGCGUCUAGUCAGCUAGGCUAGCUUCUCGGAUUGGGAAAGAAAAUAUUUGGCCGCUGGCUUGAGAGGACUGUGGGCAUCCACCGUGAGCAUCUUUGUCGAGACGCCUCCAUCAAUACAAAAUAUUUAAAAGGAGAUAAGAAGAGGUGGCCAUCAGCAGUCAGGUCAGCAGAAGUAUCAGAACGGCUUGUUCUCAGCUUUGAUGCAGAACAGUUUUGUGAGGCAUCGGUCUCCCUAGGUCAAGAUGACUGAAGAGGUGAUUGUCAUCGCCAAGUUCGACUACAUGGCCCAGCAGGACCAGGAGCUGGACAUCAAGAAGAACGAGCGCCUCUGGCUGCUGGACGACUCCAAGUCCUGGUGGAGGGUUCGGAACGCCACCAACAAAACUGGCUUUGUCCCGUCCAACUAUGUGGAGAGGAAAAACAGCGCUAGAAAAGCUUCGAUUGUCAAGAAUCUCAAAGACACACUCGGAAUUGGGAAGGUAAAAAGCAGGAAGGGAGGGAUGAGAGACACCGCUUCCAACGCCGACACGGAUCUGAGCACAGAUAACGGCGAAAGGCUGUACGACCUCAACGUGCCCGCUUUCGUCAAGUUCAGUUACUCUGCGGAGCGCGAGGACGAGCUCUCUUUGGUGAAGGGCACGCGGGUGGUGGUGAUGGAGAAGUGCAGCGACGGCUGGUGGCGCGGCAGCUACAACGGACGGUCUGGCUGGUUCCCGUCCAACUACGUGACGGAGGACAUGGAUGGGACGGCGGGGGGAGGAGGCAUGGGCGGCCUGGGAGAUCCGGCUGCCGGAUCACUGACUGAGAAGCUGGUGGACGUGGUAAGAAGCAGCACGAACGGAAACAGAGUGUUGCACACGGUUCAGGCGCUCUACCCCUUCAGCACUGGCAACGACGAGGAACUGAACUUUGAGCGGGGCGAGGUGAUGGAGGUCAUAGAGAAACCAGAGAACGACCCAGAGUGGUGGAAGUGCCGCAAAGCAGACGGACAGUUAGGCCUGGUGCCUAAGAACUAUGUUACUGUUCUUGACUCCAGCUCCCAUAAAUCCACAGCAGGGCCAGCCGGGCCUCCAACGCCUGACUGUGACUACAUCUCGCCCUCAGGCAGUGGACGCUUUGCCGGGAAGGAGUGGUACUACGGAAAAGUGACGCGCCACCAGGCAGAGGUGGCGCUAAAUCAAAGAGGCACGGAGGGAGACUUCCUCAUCCGAGAUAGCGAGUCAUCGCCAAAUGACUUCUCCAUCUCCCUAAAAGCGCAGAGCAAGAACAAGCAUUUCAAAGUGCAGCUGAAGGAGAGCCUUUACUGCAUCGGACAGCGCAAAUUCAACUCUAUGGAAGAGCUUGUCGAACACUACAAAAAGGCUCCCAUCUUCACCAGUGAGCAGGGAGACAAACUGUACCUGAUCAAAGCCCUGGCCGCAUCCUGAUCCGAUCCUCACACACACACACACACACACACACACGCACACGCACACACACACCCGCCCACGCGCGCACACAGACAUGCACAGAGAUUAAUGGCUUCCAUAUAUAAAACAGAUUCUUACACCAGAACACACACUAACAUUUCUGCUCCAAGCCUGAAGACUUAACACAUCAUCAGGACUUAAAUGGCCACUUUGUGAGCAUUCCAAGAAGAGAUAUGGAAAAAGCAUGGGAGAGACGUUGAGAGAGGGCUGAAGAAAAGACUUACGGACCCGGAGAGUUGACUACAGGCCUCUUGGUCGCAUUUUAAAUUAUCCACGUUAGGUCAUAGGCAACGGCAUGUAUUUCACCCUUGGUAUCUAUUGGGGUUUCAUUUAGAUUUCUUUAUGUUGAUAAUAUAUAAUCUUUUUUUUAACAAUUUCCUUUAAAGAUGUGAUUUUUAUUAUUUUUUUUAAACUACACAUGACUGAGAUAUUUUUAGAUGACGACUUACUCAGAGCCAUGCCUGCAGGUCUUACACGUCAACUCACUUUAAUGUUUGUCUUAAAGCUUUUUUUUUUUGUUUCUUUCUUUGUGGUUGUGGACACAUUAAUCCACAACCUCAGCUAAUCAUUGAUAAAAAUCAAGUGACCAAACUAUAUUUAUUUAGAUUUGUUAGGAUCCGUGUUGUUGAGAUUGAAAUGUUACAAUGCAUUUGCUUUUUUUUUGUUUUGUUUUCCUCCAUUUCUUGUGCAAAGUAGGCUUUGUUUUGUUGUUGUUGUUUUGUACAAUAGAACUGCUUGUGCCACAUUUUGCUGUAUCCACAUCAUGUGAAUGUUACAAAGAGGCGGCAAAUUACACGGCGAAUCUCAUGAUGCAAAUAAGUAGAAUAGUGUCAAACCAAACUCCCUUUUAUUUUCCGUUAAGAAUCCAUUCACAGCUGGUAGAAAUCAACUUUUUCUGACUACUACCAACUUUUGGGGUUCUGAGAACUGAUCUGUCGUUUCUGAUUUUGAAUGAUUUCCCAGCUCUCCCCCAAAAGGAUUAUAAAACAUGAGAACAAAUGUGUUGCAGGUUUGGAAUCCAACAGCUUAUGAAGGAAUUACAAGAUUAUCCACAUUAAUGGACCAAAGUCCUUGCCCCCGCUGUUGUCUGAUUCCCCCUUUUCUAAAUUGGAAAAUGGCAUCAAAAUACAUUUUACUGCAAUCUGUAGAAUUAAAAUGGUGGGAAUAUUAGUUUUGUUUCUAUCUUUUUAUCCUGUAUCUGCUGACUAAGCAAAAAAUUGGCAGAUUUUGAUCUCCAGCUGGUUGAUUGGUUCAUCUCUGCAAACUUCAGUUGUCUGUUUUUUUUUUGUUUUUUUUUUUGCUUUUUUUUAAUGACACAUGCUGCUUUUUGAUGGGUUUAUGUAGAAAGUUUAUAGCUUAAGUGUGCUUAAUGACAGGAGGAGGAGAAAUCAUAUUUUUCACAAAUUAAAGCUGACCAAAUUGGUCUAUUCUGAUCUCUGGUCAAUUGGUCAGUGCACUUCUAGGUUUUGGGAGUAUCUUUGUGUCUAAAGCUCACCGUUGGAGUCAUAGAGUCCUUUUCUUUUUUUUUUUUUUUUUUUUGUCAUCAGGAAAAGAAAAUGUAUAAAUCUAGUUCUCUGGAACAGAGAGGGGAAGAGGAGGACUGGCUCAGGCAGCCAACAGGGUGAUCUCACUGCUCCUAAAUUAGUGAUUACUAAAGGGAAUAGAGGGUCACCGGGAGAUCAAGUGUGCAUACUUGCAAAGCAUGGAUGUUAUGCGAAAAAAAAAACUACCUAUUCCUUGCGGAGGCAGAAAAGAUCCAAGUUUCUAAGUACAGCGAAGGUUUGGAGUGAGCUUUUUUUUUUUUUUUUUCACUGAAAGGGGACUAGGUAGAGUCUGAAUGUGGAAGGGCAGCAAUCAAAGCUGCAGCAGAAGGAGUGCUGGCAGGGAGCAGCUCCAGCAGGGGGAUGGUGAUGAUGAUCAUCAUCAUCACAAAGCCUGCUAUGAUGAGUUCUCCAGCUGCAGCUGGUUGGACCAGGGCACAAAAAGAAAAGAGGAUGAGGGAAGGAAAAAUAGACUAAGGAAUUGGAGAGCAUGUUCCACUGUAACAGCCACGCCCAGUCAAUCAUCUACUAAGCAGCUGAUGGAGGAUUGGGUGUAAGGUUUUUGAUGAAAGCAUCUGAGGUGAUUGGCAGAAGUAGAGAUGGACCAAUCUGAAUGAUCAGUCUUGUACCUAUCAAUAUCCAUUUUCCCCAAUUGUUUUCUUUUAGAACCUUGUUACAGGAAGAUUUAAACAACAUUUACGUCAUUAUUUGAUGAGUAGUGGUGAUGUCACACUGUGUGUGAGAGUCUUAGUUUCUAGAACAAACACAAAAGGAUUAAAGUACACUUUGAAGUCCAGCAUUUUCUGUUGGCUUUUAGCAGGGCUAGCAUUGAUAAAAUACCAGUUUCCAUGUGUAUUUUCUGGAGAAUGUAACUCUGUACCUUAACUCAUGUAAACGUUAAACAUUUCAUCAUCCAGCAUUUUCAAAACUGAUUUUAAAAGCUUAGAAUAACAAAGCAGCAAAUUUGCUACACUGUUUAACCUUCCUGUUAUCUGCUGAAAGUCUUGCUUUCUCUCGCAGCCCAAAUAAACCACUGACAGGUCAUCAAAUACAAUUGUUUACUUUAAAACAAAUUCUCAGAUCUCUGUUACUGAAAUUGGCUUACUUUGUCUUCUUCGCUCAGUAGUUGCUUCCAGUGUGAACUGGAGGUACUUGGGUGCAGUGCGUUCACAGGUUUAUUUGUUUGAGUCCCAGCCACUGGUUAGAUUUCAUCAACUUGAAAAAAGCCUGAUUUUGUUUACCACCCUAUUUUGUUUCAGAUAAAAAAUUUUUAAAGCUGAAAAUGUUUUAUGAAUAGUUAAACCAUUCAUUCAGAUUUAUGUGUUUAAAGUGCUAAUUUUACAGUUUCUUGAACAGAUGUCUUAAUAUGUAGCACACAUAAAACAAAACAGCUUUUGGAGAUAACCGUCGAGUUAUAAUUAAACUUAGCAAUUAAUUAGCAUUCCCUUUUGCAGAUAUGUGGAUUUGAUCAAAUCCACAUAUCAUCAAUUCCAGGGUUUUGAAAAUACCCAAUCUGCAGCUAUCUUCUGGAUUCAUUUGUUGGAUUCAUUUAUUCACCUGCUUGUUGCCAGUACUUCCUCCCUGGCCCCCAGUUUCUGCAGCAUCUGUGAUGCCACAAAGCAUUAAAGUGAAUCCGCCAACACAUUCUGCCCCACUUUAAAGGAUUUGGGAGAAUUUAACGUGCCUUCACAGCUUUACGGCAACCAAAGCUUUAGCUCCCCGAUUAUUUUCUCCCCCCCUUUUUUCUGUAGAACCCGUACUUCCUUCUUCUCUUAUCACUGCUAUCUGCUUAAAGCUUUGCAUGUGCAUCAGCAGAGCGAUUAGCAGAUGUGUCGGGACGGCCGGACAUAUCCUCAAAGGAAAGAGCAUUUCCUCCUUUAGCGCUCACCAAAUGUCAUGGACUUACCCCUCUCUCCUUUCUUGGUCAUGCAUAAUACGCCCUUUUUAGUUGGUGUGUUCCAUUUCAAGUGACCUUACCAUAGCUGACUUCAUCAAGUAUUAGAUGAACAGUGAAUGCCUACAUGUAAACGAUAAACACGUGCGGACGUUGAGUGAUAAACAUAACUCCAGGUGUGAUGUAAUCAUGACCUAAAUCUGUAUGAGCACCUCAAGUAACUUGUGUUUCGAAACGUCAACAGUUUAAGAUAUCAUUUUUACAUCUUAAUCUACAACUAGUGUAAGAGUUCACAUUUGUUUUUUUUUGUUUUUUUGUUUGUUUGUUUGCAGAUUAGCCACAUAAAUAUGAACGAACUCAAUAUUUAAAUAUUUAGCUUGAUAUUAAAACAGA